AUGAGGCCGCCAUCAUUCAAUGGAGGAAUAGAACCGAUGAAAGCUAAAGCGUGGGUGUUGGAAAUAGAAAAGUUGUUUGAAGUUUUUCCUUGUACCAAAGCCCAAAAAGUGCAACUGGCUACCUUCACUCUUGAGGACGAGGCACGGAGAUGGUGGAUGCUUACGAGAACUAUACACCAAGGAUUGACAUGGGACAAGUUCUUGGAAUUGUUUUAUGAUAAGUAUUUUCCUCAAAGUAUGCGAGAUAAGAAGGUGGCUGAAUUUGAAACUCUUAGACAAGGAAAUAAAACCGUUGCAGAGUAUGAAGCUCAAUUUGCAGAAUUAGCUCGGUUUGCACCUCAUAUGGUGGACACAGAUUAUAAGAAAGCACAAAAAUUUGAAGGGGGAUUACGGGGUGCUAUCCUGGACCAGGUUAACAUGUUAAAGUUACCCACUUAUGUUGAUGUGUUGGAGAGGGCUGUUAUAGCUGAGGGAAACCUUGCUGCUCAGAAUCGGAUUUUCGAGUGGAAAGGAAAGAGGCAGAAUAUUCAAUGGUCAAAGGGGUCAACUACUCCACCAAACAAGAAACAAAAUUCAGGGACUUCAAAUACUUCUACCCCUAGUCGGGAUUCAAUUCUUGUUUGUUCAGAAUAUGGAAAGAAGCAUCGUUGA
This is a messenger RNA of Camellia sinensis, 651 nucleotides long. NCBI's taxonomy places the organism in Eukaryota, Viridiplantae, Streptophyta, Magnoliopsida, Ericales, Theaceae. The record is from RefSeq and is a predicted model, not a curated record.